AUGCUUUCUUCAACCCUCACCUCGGUCUCACAGACCAGAACCUCUCCUCUUAUCUUAUAUGGUUCGAUUUCUGCCUCUACCAACAUGCUUCGAUCUGCCGGGUCAGUCUGGAACCGUAGUCGGCACAAUCAACAAACCCGAGGCUUUCGAUUGGGUGUUUGUUGGUCUUCAUACCUUGACCCGGGAUUUGAUAAAGAUAUAAAACGUCGUCACCGAAUCCUAAAAUUUAAAUAUCUUGAGGCUUUGGAUCGCAAAUUUGCAUGGCACCAUAAGCCUUCCAGCUUUAUGAAGCACUUUGGUAAGAGUUUCGGGUGUAGCGCAUGGAGAACACAUGAUGCAAGACCUGGAGGACGUUGGGUUAAUAUGGAUCGAAUGAUCAAGACUCAUGACGAUGCGGAGCCAAUUCCCAGAGACACUAAGCAGGACGAACGAGUUCCGAAUUAUAAACGCGCCAUGCAGAGCUUCAUGCGCAGUAAAACAAUUUACUUCUCCCCUGCUCACUCUAAACAUACCUUCAAAGCCGAUGUCGAGAAUACAGAAGGUGGUGAACCGAUCCGACUAUCGCAGGCUGGUGAAGCAUUCUGGAGAAAUUUGAGUUCGAAGAAUGAGUCGGACAGGCAGCCCAAUGAAGGCUAUGAGAUAGAUCCGAUCACAAAUCGAAAGGUGUACAAAAAGGAAAAGGCUGUAAAAAUACCAGUAAGAACAUUCAAAGGAUAUCGUCACAGAUUCCGAGAUUUAGUCCUGCCCGAUUCCAGUGCCACUCAGGAUGAUAUUGAAAACUACAAUAAGCCCUUCAUGUACAAUGAACCUGAUGGAAAGCUUCCCGAGAAGCCCGAUUCAACGAAGCAAGGGUUGAGUGAUUAUGACUCUGUUAUCGAAGGAUACGAACCAUUUCUUUUUCGAGAGCCCGAUGGCAAAUUGCCUGAGCAGCCUGACUCUGUACAAGAAUCUUUGAAAGAAUGCGAUGGCCAAGGAUACAAACCAUUCUUUUAUAAUGAGCCGGAUGGACAACUACCACAUGAACCCGACCCAGUACAAAAAGGACUGAGAGAUUACGACAAUUGUACGUCUUAUAACGCGUUUCGAUACAGAGAACCUGAUGGAAAGCUGCCAGAGAAACCAGAUCCUGUCCAGGAGUCACUGAGGGACUACGAUGCAACCACAACCUAUGGAUUCUUUCGUCACAAUGAGCCCGAUGGGAAAUUGCCCGAGAAACCAGAUGCAGUGCAAGAAUCGUUACAGGAAUACGACAUUACCACUUCCUAUGGAUCCUUCCGGUACAACGAGCCCGACGGUAAACUCCCCGAAAAGCCAGAUACGGUCCGGGAAGGAUUGAAGGACUUCGAUGCAAACACCUCAUAUGGAUCCUUUCGGUAUAACGAGCCCGAUGGUAAACUCCCCGAAAAUCCAGAUGCAGUCCGAGAAAGUUUGAAGGACUUCGAUGCAAAUACCUCAUAUGGAUCCUUUCGGUAUAACGAGCCCGACGGUAAGCUCCCCGAAAAGCCAGAUACAGUCCAGGAAGGAUUAAAGGAGUAUGAUCAGACGCAAGCGAGAAUUGCCCAGGGCUCUGGCGCUGACUCUAGGGCGCAGGAUAAAAAGGCACCCGAGAAAGAUACUGUCAAUCAAGCCCUUCGAGAUUACGAUAGCCGAGCCCCAUAUAGUCCUAGUAAAACACCCGAAGCUUCGCAGUCUCAAUCAAUGUUGCGCAGAUAUCCUGAUGCAGAUACUAGAGAGGAUCUUGACCUACUUCGAGCGAGUGAUAUUCGCGCCGCUUCAGGCAUUAUCAAGCAUGCCAAGAAGGAAACUGUUGAAGAAAAGUCCACUAAGAGAGAACAAUUGGAGAAGGCUUUCGAAGAAGCGCAUCAAAAUGUGGUCGAGUAUGCUAGAGAAAUCGCCACUGAGCAGAGAUCAAGAUGGAAAACUGAACCCAAAGUACGCGAGAGUCCCAGCUCUUCAGUCUUUAAACCUGGGGAAGGUGUCGGCGCCCCUGAUAAAAGGGACCCAAAGGCAGUACAGGUCGAGAAACAAAAGGUAACAGGUAAUUUUGUUCGGGAUUUUCCAGAAGAGUUCCAAAAGUCUUGGACACAACAAACUAACGGCACUGGAGCAUUGAUACCAAAAGUAUCUCAAGAUGCUUGGGGAUAUGACAAGUCUCCGAAGGGACUAGAGCUUUCUUACUCGGCGGAAGUCAAGCAAACCAUUCAGAAGGCUGAACAGGAAUAUAUUGACGGUACUGCUUCGAAAGAAGCUUUCUCUCGAAAUCCAAACACACCAAGACUCCAGACAUCCUUAGAUCGAACUACGACAAAGCCAACAUCUCCUCACACCGAUGUGACUAAAGGAUCAUCGGAAGUUGACCCGUACUCAAAGGUACCCCAAGGCUUAGAAACUUCGUAUAGAGAGGAAUGCGCCAGCCAAGGUGAAGGGGAUCUAUCAGUAUAUGUUUCAUCGUAUGGAAAGGCCAGAAAACAAUCUGGUAAAGACAAAGAUCUAGUUCGUGAGAUCCGAAGCAUUUAUGAAGAUGAUUAUGGCAAGAUUAACUCCAACCAUCGACAAUCACCAGCAAAUGAUGUCAAAGCUAGAAAUAUUCCCGGAGAAAGUUUCGUGACGGGCUCGGAGCCAACCACUUAUAAGGUUUUGGCCUAUGACUCGACAAUGCAGUCGAUCAAUAUUGCCGAAACAACAUCUAUUGUGACUGAUAAUGCAUCGGCUCUGACUCCUGCCGAGGUCCUUCUUCGAUUGUCCAAUCCAGCCAAGUUCUUUCCACAUUUCCACUCAUUACAGGCUGAAGGAUAUGAAAUUGUCUCCGGAGGAGGGGAUGUCCUUGUAUUCCGCAAAGUUCGACCAGCAAGACGCUUGUCGUCGCAAGCUGAUUUGAAGAACAACACAACAAAUCCGAUAGAUGGUAUGCAGGUAGCAACGGGCAGAUUCGCCAGCCCCACAGGCUUUGUGAACCAUGAUCUGCCGGAAUCAGCAGAACCACCAUUCAAAUCAAAUAUUGAUGUUCGACGAGAAGAACCUGUAUUUAGUGGCAAAUCUUCCUGGAAAGACAAUUCCAAAAGCAAGCGCAAGAAGCCUGGUAAGACCAAGAGAGUACUCCUAGGUGGAGCAAUUGUUGGCGGUAUUUGUUACGCGGUUGGCGUAGUAACAGAAUUCUUCAGAACUGGAGGUGUAGAUGGACAGGGACCGCAGGGUUUCUGA
Sclerotinia borealis F-4128 is the source of this 3201-nucleotide messenger RNA. The record is from the annotation of a GenBank genome assembly. Lineage: Eukaryota; Fungi; Ascomycota; Leotiomycetes; Helotiales; Sclerotiniaceae.